UUUAUCACAAUUGAUGUCUAAUCCUAUUGGUGAAGCAGCCGGUUAUUUUGCCAAAAGGAACGAGCAAGUCAAUAAACCUGUAAUAAAUCUUGGUGGUCAGUCUCCGUCUACUACCUUACCAAACGACGAUGAUGCUUUAUCUCCAGCUUCACCAAAAAGUCGCCCAUCUCAACAACGACAACAAGAUAACGAUAACGAUAAUGAUACAACUUUUGACCCUAGAGCACAGUGGCAACGUAUGUUAAACAAAUUAUCAUUCAUAGGAAACGAAGGAUCCUUACACUCCCAGCAUACUCGUUACAACCGAUCAUCUCAACAAAAAGACAAUGAUAAUGAUGGUGAUAGUGAUUUUAGUGAUGAUCUUGACAACAACAACAACAAUAAUAAUAAUAAUAACACUAAUAACAACACAAUCAACAAUGAUGCAACUUUACCAACACCCAAAGAACUAGAAGAACAAUCAAAUAUGGAUAUGAAAAACAAUUCAUUUAUUGAAAGUUCAGCUACUCCCAAUCAUACGAUGAACAGCAACAAAAACUCAACUUCCAAUUAUUUUGCUCAUCCAUUCUCACCUGAUUCACCAUCUCCACCAUCACUUCCUCAUAUCACGGUACCAGAAGCUACUCAUCUUGCUCGGUUACACUGGGGUAAAACUUUGGAUAAAAUUCGACUCAUCGCCAACCUACAAAAACCUCAUACUUCUAGUCAACCAGCGGAUACCGAUGCGUCAACAUCAUUGGUUCCUUAUUGUUCUGCUCUCUUUGAUCCUCCUUUUAUAGCUCUCUCUAAAGACACUCAUGGUAGACGACCCCCUCCUAUUUUACUUCAAUUUCUUCAUUUGGAUAUUACGGAUUCAGUAUUGGAAACACAAGGGAUCAAUCAAUGGGUAUUUCGAAUUGAGUUACAAUAUGGUGAUGUGAAAUGGGUAAUACGACGAACCAUUGCUGAUUUUGUUUCAUUACAUUAUACACUCAAAUUCAAGGCGAAUCUUUUGGAUAAUAUACCAGCACCUCCCAAUUUCCCUAAUCAAUUACAGUCAUGGAUCAAUUCAGCAAAAGAAACUCUGCUUGGAGACGACAUAGGACAUCGCGAAGAUGAAGGUGGAAAGGAUCGAAAGGAGAUUGCACUACAAAGACGCCGAGAAUUAACAAAAUAUUUACGAAAGUUAUUGGAUCGAGGUCAUAUUUUAGUUAGCUACGAUAUUUGUGAAUUUUUGGAAAUCUCGGCCAUCAGUAUUGUACAAGAUAUGGGUUGGAAAGGCAAGGAAGGUUAUUUGGAAAAUCGUGUCAAUUUUGUCACUCCACGAUUUUGUCACUUCUUUCGGCCUCAUCUUUGGGCAAAGGAAUGGGUGAUUCUUCGUGAUUCAUAUAUUGCUUUCUGUACGGAUAUUGGAUCAACCUCACCUACUGAUGUUUUGGUAUUAGAUAAAAGCUUCCGUGUCUCCAAUAAACAACCCGGUAUAUUUGGACGAUAUCAUCACCAUAUUAUACUUUCCAACAACUUUCGUAGAAUUGAAAUCAAAGGCAGUAAACGACAGGUGGAUGAAUGGCGGGAAGGUAUCACUAAGGUACAUGAAGAAAGUCCAUGGGUCAAAAAUCAUCGAUUUGGCUCAUUUGCUCCCAUUCGUGAAGAUUCCAAGGUCAAAUGGUUUGUGGACGCGGAAGAACAUUUCAAUGCUGUUGCUGAAGCCAUUUUAUCUGCAAGAACCGAAAUUUACAUUUGUGAUUGGUGGCUCUCUCCAGAAUUGUAUUUGAGGCGGCCUCCUGAAAAGAACCAAGAUUUCCGUUUGGAUAGAUUAUUACAACGUAAAGCUCGUGAAGGGGUGAUGAUCUAUAUUGUCAUUUAUAAAGAAAUGUCUUUGGCUCUUCCAAUCAACUCGGCUCAUACAAAAUUAUGGUUACAAGAUCUUCAUCCCAACAUUAUUGUUCAAAGACAUCCUGAUCAUCGCUCUAUUGACAACAAUGUAUUAUUUUGGUCACACCAUGAAAAAAUCGUAGUGGUAGAUAAUCGACUGGCUUUUAUUGGUGGACUAGAUUUAUGUUAUGGCCGUUAUGAUACACAUGACCAUAGUUUGAUUGAUGCACCUGCAGAAGGCAUAGAAUAUGAAAUUUUCCCUGGUCAAGAUUACUCUAAUCCUCGUGUCAAGGAUUUUACAAAUAUUGUGAAUUAUGAUCUAACGCUGGUGGACCGAAAAGUGACAGCAAGAAUGCCUUGGCAUGAUAUGACUAUUGGUGUUGUUGGACCAGCAGCAAGAGAUAUAGCUCGUCAUUUUGUACAGCGAUGGAACUUUUUGAAGGCAAGCAAAGGUAUGCAUCGAUCAACAGUACCAUUCCUAAUGCCUAAAGGGGAAUAUGUGGCAGCAAGAGAUGAAUCCAAAUUCAAGGGAACAUGUAGAACUCAAGUAUUACGAAGUUCGGCCGAAUGGAGUUCAGGCAUUGAACGAGAGCAUUCAAUUUACAAUGCUUAUAUGGAAUGUAUUAGCAAGGCAAAACAUUAUGUUUAUAUUGAAAACCAGUUCUUUGUGAGUUCGACUACAUAUGACAAAGUCCUCCGAAAUAAAAUUGGUCAAGCUAUUGUAGAACGCAUCAAAAAAGCUCAUGCAAAAGGUGAAAAAUUCAAGAUCUUUAUUUUGAUUCCUCUGAUUCCUGCAUUUGAAGGUGAUCUUUCUAGCUCUGAUGCUUCUGCUGCUAGAACUUGUAUGCACUUUCAGUACGUUACUAUAUCUCGUGGUGGCAACUCUAUUGUGGAAAAGCUUAAGGAAGCCAAUAUCGAUCCCACGGAAUAUAUUGGAUGGUACUGUCUACGAAACUGGGCCAAAAACAAACCUACUACGACAAACUCCACUACAAAGGACACAACUACAAAACAAGACAAAUUCAACAAGGAUAAACGAACAGAUAGUGGCACAGUAGUAGAACAACAACAAAACGGGUCAGCUCUAGUUUCGGAUGAAACAAAAUCAAAUCUCUCUUCACCAUCAACCAAUGACACACGCAGAUCAUCACCCAUCGGAAGUUCAUCAUCAAGAACGUUACAACCGGCUGUAGCUAGUGAUACCGUGGUGAACGAUCCUCUCCAAACUAAUGCCUACAUGAAUGAAAACGAUGAAGUGGAAGAUGAUCGCAAACAUUAUGUUAGUGAAUUGAUUUAUAUUCACGAUAAACUUCUCAUUGUGGAUGAUCGAAUUGUAUUAGUGGGUUCUGCAAAUAUCAACGAUCGGUCUCAACUUGGAAAUCGUGAUUCUGAAAUUGCCAUGCUGAUAGAAGAUACUGAUAUUGUGACGACUGUUAUGGAUGGAAAAGAGUACAAGGCCUCUAAAUUUGCUUUAUCACUACGAUUACAAUUGAUGAAGGAGCACCUGGGACUACUGGAUUUCAACGACUGGGAUAAAUUGAUGGAAUUUGAAGAUAAUACAUCGAACGAUAAUCAUCUCGCAUCCGCGACCAUGAAUGCGACCACAAGAGCAAGACGGUCGAAAACAGUGACAGAAGAGGAAAUCAAAAAGUACGAACAAACUCGACCUGACCAAGUCUUGGAUGAUGGAUCAUUAAAAACAAUAGGAAACAACAGUAGAUUACACAAGGACGAUGAAAUCAUUGAUAGUACUAAUGGCACACCAAAAAAAUCAUCAUCAACAUCGAGUCCAAUGAUAUCUGACGAAAAACGGGCAAUGGAUCCACUCUCUGAUCAAUUUUAUUAUAACAUAUGGCGACGCACAGCAAAUCGCAACACAUUGAUAUAUCGCGAUCUCUUUCGAUGUGUUCCAGAUGACACCAUUCAUACAUUUGAACAACAUCGACGAUUUUUGGCGGAUAUUCCUCAUGGACAUGUGGCAGAUCCCUCUCUCUCAGAACAUGAUAUUCUAGCAAAGUUGAGCAAGGUACAUGGGCAUCUGGUGGAAUUCCCUAUGGAUUACUUGAAAGAUGAAAAUAUGCUUGGUUCUUAUCUUCGUGAAACGGUCACUCCUAUGGUUAUUUUUACUUGAUCUUUUUUUUUUU
Halteromyces radiatus is the source of this 3998-nucleotide messenger RNA. RefSeq lists its product as uncharacterized. Bases 14 to 3985 code for a protein of 1323 amino acids. The transcript has 18 exons. Gene Ontology annotation, molecular function: phosphatidylinositol binding; D-type glycerophospholipase activity. Gene Ontology annotation, biological process: intracellular signal transduction; phosphatidic acid biosynthetic process; cell motility. The record is from RefSeq and is a predicted model, not a curated record. NCBI's taxonomy places the organism in Eukaryota, Fungi, Mucoromycota, Mucoromycetes, Mucorales, Cunninghamellaceae.